GCUGUAAAUAAAUAGACGUUGUAGCCUUUGAAAUUCUUCUCACAAUAAUUUUUCUACUUUCUUUCUACCUGAAACCAUUAUUUCUUUUUGGCAGGAAGUCAGACACUGGUUAGAACAUUGUCAGUAUAUCUUCUCUGAAAUAAGGCUCUGGAAGAAUUACAUUCGAGGCAACAAAGAAAAGAAAUGUGGAAACUUGUACUCUCUAAAAGCAAUGAUCCAUGCCUCAAAAGUGUAAAUAAUCACAUUGGUAGACAAUUUUGGGAGUUCGACCCAAAUCUUGGAACAACUGAGCAACGAACUCAAAUUGAAAAACUUCGCCAAGAGUUUUACAAGAACCGUUUUGAAGUUAAACAUAGUUCAGAUCUGCUCAUGAGACUCCAGUUUGCAAAUAAGAAUCCAUGUGAGAUGAAGUUACCACAGCUGAAAGUUGGAAGUGAAGAAGAAGUAACUAAGGAAGUAGUGGAAACCACAUUGAGAAGGGCCCUAAGGUUCUACGCAUCCCUCCAAGCUGAAGAUGGGCACUGGCCUGGGGAUUAUGGUGGCCCCCUUUUUCUUAUGCCUGGUUUGGUUAUCAGCUUGUCUAUCAUGGGAGCCUUAAACACAAUUUUGCCACAAGAGCAUCAACUGGAAAUUUGUCGUUACCUAUAUAAUCAUCAGAAUUCCGAUGGAGGUUGGGGGUUACAUAUAGAAGGGAACAGUGCCAUGUUUUGUACAGCUCUCAACUAUGUUACUUUGAGAUUGCUUGGAGAAAGGAUGAAUGAUGGAGAUGGAGCCAUGGAGAAGGCAAGAAAAUGGAUUCUUGAUCAUGGUGGUGUCACACACAUUCCUUCAUGGGGGAAGUUUUGGUUCUCGGUACUUGGUGUUUAUGAAUGGAGUGGCAACAAUCCCCUACCCCCCGAGAUAUGGCUCCUACCUUACUUUCUUCCCAUACACCCAGGGCGUAUGUGGUGUCAUUGUAGGAUGGUGUACCUACCAAUGUCAUAUUUAUAUGGGAAGAGGUUCGUGGGGCCAAUUAAUGCUACCAUUUUAUCAUUGAGAAGAGAGUUGUAUACACAUCCCUACCAUCAGAUUGACUGGAACCAAGCUAGAUACCUGUGCGCUAAGGAAGAUUUGUACUACCCACAUCCCAUGAUACAAGACAUCCUUUGGGAUUCUUUACAUAAGAUUGGGGAGCCUCUUCUCAUGCAAUGGCCUUUCUAUAGGCUAAGAAAAAAGGCAUUAAGCAUGGUAAUGGAACAUAUUCACUAUGAGGAUGAGAAUACACAAUAUAUCUGUCUUGGACCAGUAAAUAAGGUACUAAACAUGAUAUGUUGUUGGGUGGAUGAUCCAAAUUCAAUGGCAAAUCAGCUACACCUCUCAAGAAUCAAAGAUUAUCUUUGGGUGGCUGAAGAUGGAAUGAAAAUGCAGGUUUUCUAUCAAGGUUACAAUGGAUCUCAAUUAUGGGAUGUUACUUUUGCUGUCCAAGCAAUCCUCUCUACCAAUCUUGUUGAUGAAUAUGGUUCAAUGCUUAAAAAAUCCCAUGAGUUCAUUAGGAUCUCACAGGUUAGGAAUGACAGCUCAGGCAAUCUUAGCUUCUGGUACCGUCACAUUUCAAAGGGUGGGUGGCCUUUCUCUACCCCAGAUAAUGGUUGGCCUGUAUCAGAUUGCACUGCAGAAGGUUUAAAGGUAGAUUGUUUCCAUAAACUUCAGAAAGUUUAAGAUGGUCCUUAGAAGGUGCAUUAAAAUUUCAUAAGUAAAAGAUAUACUAAUGUUGUUUUAAAACAUAUU
Messenger RNA from Camellia sinensis, 1767 nucleotides. NCBI's taxonomy places the organism in Eukaryota, Viridiplantae, Streptophyta, Magnoliopsida, Ericales, Theaceae. The record is from RefSeq and is a predicted model, not a curated record.